Mesoplodon densirostris (Blainville's beaked whale) is the source of this 1527-nucleotide messenger RNA. Its product is annotated as 25-hydroxyvitamin D-1 alpha hydroxylase, mitochondrial. Gene Ontology annotation, cellular component: mitochondrial inner membrane. The coding region runs from base 1 to 1527 and encodes 508 amino acids. The record is from RefSeq and is a predicted model, not a curated record. Gene Ontology annotation, biological process: C21-steroid hormone biosynthetic process; cholesterol metabolic process; glucocorticoid biosynthetic process. NCBI's taxonomy places the organism in Eukaryota, Metazoa, Chordata, Mammalia, Artiodactyla, Ziphiidae. Gene Ontology annotation, molecular function: oxidoreductase activity, acting on paired donors, with incorporation or reduction of molecular oxygen; monooxygenase activity; heme binding. The transcript is spliced from 9 exons.
AUGACCCAGACCCUCAAGCUCGCUUCCAGAGUGUUCCACCGCGUCCGCUGCCCUCCUGAGCUGGGCUCCUCACUGGGCUCCAGAGGCUCGGACUCAGCGCCCCGGGGCUUGGCGGACAUCCCAGGCCCCUCCACGCCCGGCUUCCUUGCUGAACUUUUCUGCAAGGGGGGACUGUCACGGCUACACGAGCUUCAGGUGCAGGGCGCCGCGCGUUUUGGGCCGGUGUGGUUGGCUAGCUUCGGGACGGUGCGCACUGUGUACGUGGCGACCCCUACACUCGUCGAGCAGCUGCUACGACAGGAGGGACCCCGGCCCGAACGCUGCAGCUUCUCACCCUGGGCGGAGCACCGUCGCCGCCGCCAGCGGGCUUGCGGACUGCUCACCGCGGAAGGCGAAGAAUGGCAGAGGCUCCGCAGCCUCCUGGCCCCGCUCCUCCUCCGGCCUCAGGCGGCCGCCCGCUAUGCCGGAACCCUGCACGACGUGGUCGGUGACCUUGUGCGGCGACUGCGGCGCCAGCGGGGACUGGGCGCUGGGCCGCCCGCCCUGGUUCGAGACGUGGCAGGAGAGUUUUACAAGUUUGGACUAGAAGGCAUAGCUGCGGUGCUGCUGGGUUCCCGCCUCGGCUGCCUGGAGGCCGAAGUGCCGCCGGACACAGAGACCUUCAUCCGCGCGGUGAGCUCGGUGUUUGUGUCCACACUGUUGACCAUGGCGAUGCCCAGUUGGCUGCACCGCCUCGUGCCCGGACCCUGGGGCCGCCUCUGCCGAGACUGGGACCAGAUGUUUGCAUUUGCCCAGCAGCACGUGGAGCGGCGAGAGGCCGAGGUAGCCAUGAGGAGCCAGGGAAAGUCUGAGGGGGACACGGGAUUUGGGGCGCACCUGACCUACUUCCUGUUCCGAGAAGAGUUGCCUGCCCCGUCCAUCCUAGGGAAUGUGACGGAGCUGCUGCUGGCCGGAGUGGACACGGUGUCCAACACGCUCUCCUGGGCUCUGUAUGAACUCUCUCGGCACCCCGAAGUCCAGACGGCACUCCGUUCUGAGAUCACAGCUGCCUUGGGCCCCAGCUCCAGUGCCCACCCCUCAGCCACUGCUCUGUCGCAGCUGCCCCUGCUGAAAGCUGUGAUCAAGGAAGUGCUAAGACUGUACCCUGUGGUACCUGGAAAUUCCCGUGUCCCAGACAAAGACAUUUGUGUGGGUGAAUAUAUUAUCCCCAAAAAUACGCUGGUCACUCUGUGUCACUAUGCCACUUCAAGGGAUCCCGCCCAGUUCCCAGAGCCAAAUUCUUUUCGUCCAGCUCGCUGGCUAGGGGAUGGUCCAGCCUCCCACCCAUUUGCGUCUCUCCCCUUUGGCUUUGGCAAGCGCAGCUGCAUGGGGAGACGCCUGGCAGAGCUUGAGCUGCAAAUGGCUUUGGCCCAGAUCUUGAUCCACUUUGAGGUGCAGCCUGAGCCAGGUGCUGCCCCAGUCAGACCCAUGACCCGGACUGUCCUGGUACCUGAGAGAAGCAUCAACCUACAGUUUGUGGACAGAUAG